UUCUCCUCACCACGAACUCAGUGAGUCGCCGUAGUCUCUGGUAGCAACCAGUUUCGUUUUCCUUUUUGUCUAUCCCCCGUUCUUCUUUUCUUUCCAUCGUUGUUGUUGGUGGUGGUGGUAAGUAAGAACGAAAUUGAGAAGAACCAUUCAAUCCAUUGGCGUAGACCAUCACCAAUUCAUCAUCGUUUGUUCACUGAGGAGGCAACCCACAACAACACCGGCAGCAAAAGAUGGCUGCUUUGGCCUUCCCUCGCCACAUCCGCACCCCGCCAAAGCCUUCUUCCUUCAGCAACAAACCGAAAGCCAAGGCCAGAACGAGAAUCUCCGUCCGAUCUUCGCUCGCCCCUCCUCAACUGGGUUUCUCCGACCCUUUCGUUCUCGAGCUCGCGGAAGCUCUGGAAGACUCCCUUCCCUCUCCUUCUUCUCCAAAGCUCUCGCCUUUACAGAGAAUCAGGGACGCUUCCUCGGAAACCCUGUUGUCGACUCCGUGGCCUUCGCGCAAAGACGAGCCCUUUCGCUUUACGGACACCUCCUUCAUCAAGAACUCCACCAUCUACCCUGUUUCGCGCCCUCCUCCGCAGAGUUUGGAAGCUCCACCGGCCUCUUGCGAAGAAACCCAGUUGCCCCAACUUGCCAUCGUUGAUGGGUACAUUGUGGACUUCGGCUCCAAUUUGAGCGGUUUGCCCGAUGGGGUUUAUGUGGGCAGCUUGUCGAACGCGACCUCAGAGAGUCUGGUCGAACGAAUUGGUGAGUUUGUGAGUGGUUUCGAUUGGGGAGACUUGUUUUGGUCCAUAAAUGGUGUCGGGGCGCCUGAUUUGGCAGUCAUUUACGUGCCUGCCGGUUGCCGGGUUGAAAACCCAGUUCAUUUGAGGUAUUAUUCUGCUGAGGCUAGUGAUGAAGGGUCAAACAGAUUGCCGCUUUCGAAUCCGAGGGUGUUUGUGUUGGUGGAGAAAGGAGGGGAAGUUGAUAUAGUUGAGGAGUUCAUGGGUGGUGAUGGGAAUAGAUGUUAUUGGGCUAAUCCAGUUCUAGAGGUAGUGCUUGGAGAAGGUGGGAAAAUUAGACAUUCUUAUGUGCAAAAUCAAUCUCCAUGUGCUGCUCAUAUUAAGUGGACUUCAGUUCAGCAGGAAGCAGAAAGUACUUAUCAACUCGUGGAGGUUAGUAGUGGCGGGAAGUUGAGCAGGCAUAAUCUCCAUGUGCAGCAACUGGGGCCUGACACUGUGACAGAGCUAUCCACUUUACAUUUGGCCUUCAAUGAACAGACUCAAGAUUUACAUAGUAGACUAGUCUUGGAUUAUCCACGUGGUAGCUCCCGUCAGCUUCAUAAGUGCAUUGUGGCAAACUCACAAGGACAGGCAGUAUUUGAUGGAAAUGUUAAGGUUAACAGAUAUGCACAGCAAACAGAUGCGGGACAACUGACGAGAAGCUUGCUGCUCGAACCCCGUGCGACCGUAAAUGUCAAACCCAACCUCCAAAUCAUAGCCGACGAUGUCAAGUGCUCCCAUGGAGCUGCUAUAAGCGACUUAGAAGAAAGCCAGCUGUUCUACUUCCAAGCGCGCGGCAUUGACCCGAAGACAGCAAGAAAGGCUCUAGUUUUCUCUUUCGGAGCUGAGGUGGUAUCGCAGCUGCCCAAUUCUUUCGUCCAGAAGAAAGUCGAGAAUCAAAUCAGGGAGUUGCUGGUUCCACGGUGAAGAGAGUCAAGAGACUGCCACUGCGAGGAGUUUUCAGGAAUCUUGUGCCUUUUUUUUUAUCAUUUUCAAUUCUUUUGAUACUCCCUUGGGACUUCCUUUCCACCAUGGAUCCAAAUUGUAUUGCAAAUAUUUUUGCGGAUUGGGAGAAAUUGUAGAUUUUGUGUGCACGUGUCUCAACUCAUGUACUGAUUAAUAGAAGCAGUCAAUAAAGCUCCCUUGUCCCGUUCCGGCCUAAA
Molecule: messenger RNA, 1924 nt
Organism: Eucalyptus grandis
Lineage: Eukaryota; Viridiplantae; Streptophyta; Magnoliopsida; Myrtales; Myrtaceae
Product: protein ABCI7, chloroplastic
Exons: 3
Coding region: 231-1688 (485 amino acids)
Biological process (GO): iron-sulfur cluster assembly
Source: RefSeq, a predicted model, not a curated record